This is a messenger RNA of Acanthosepion pharaonis, 759 nucleotides long. The record is from the annotation of a GenBank genome assembly. Lineage: Eukaryota; Metazoa; Mollusca; Cephalopoda; Sepiida; Sepiidae.
AUGCAUGGGGGCCGUCCACACAGUUCACCAGCACCGAUGAUAAAUGCACAGUUAAUCCCAGACCGUCACUCAUUCACCACAGCCACUGUACUAGUUUCACUUAAUCCUUGGGCUCGGGCUGCACCGCUCCACUCAAUCACCGUUUUAGUGUUCUUCUUCUUCCCUAAGGUUAGGCUCAAUCCCUACUUCCCCAGAAUGUUCCGCUGGGGUCCGACUUACCUCCCUCAGCCUUUGAAGGUAUCGACAAAGGCCUUCACCUUCUUGUCUCCCAGCAACACAUUACAGGUGAAGUCUGGCCCUUCCUUCAGCAAACGGUAUACCUGUGCCUUUCUCCUUCCCGUAUGUUCUCUCCCUUCCCCCCCGCUUUCUCGACAACCGAGACGUGGGAGUCGGGGCCCUCCUGGGUGGGGUAGAGCUCAGAUGACUCUCUUUUCUCGGACUAGCAACCCAUUUCUCCCCUCUAUUCGAGUUAAGGUUGUUCCGUUCGGUGUGGUCCAUCUUUCUCUUGCGAGGACAGGUUCGUCUCAGGUGACCCGCUCCUCCACACCGCCAACAAAUUCGCUCCUUAUAACUUGCCGAAAAGUGCCCGACCACACCACAUGUCCAGCAUCUCAGAGCUUCAUGCUACCUAUCAGCCUCCUGAAACCCAUCGAUAUUUCGGGGACUCCCACGUCCCCAAGGUCAUCUGUGGCGUCUGAUCCUGCUACGCUCAUCCUAACGUCUUGUCAACUACGACUUUCCUACGAGAAGAGAGACUGA